UUCUUCCUAAGCAGCCGUGUCUGCAGCAUUAGUGACAGACGCGCCGUGGCAAGGCGUUAGGGGAAUAAUUGUUUUAUCAGUUAAUCAGAGGAAUAAUGGAGCACGUGUAUUGUGUGAAUGAUAUACGAUCCGACCAGAGAGAUAAUACUGGAGAAACCACCAUUGUUCCCCGGCCCAACACGCCAGAGCCGCCGCAGAACACAACCAUGGACACCAGUGAGGCCACAAGAGUUACCAUCAAGGAAGGCAACAUCCAGUUUCAAGGAUCAGCUGAUGUGUCUGAUGUGUGUGAGAAACCUCCUUCGAAGGGAGAUGAGGUGCUCGCUAAUGAGAUCAUUAAUGGAAGUACGGCAGAGGCAGAGUUAGCCAGUGACGCCUCCGUGAGCCAGGGAAUCAACACUCCAUCUGAGCUGACCGAAGGCACAGAACUUCCAACCACAGCCAGCAGUGAGGAGAAGCCACAAGGCGACACCCCAGCAGCCACAGAAAUCAGUAACACCCCAGCACCAGGAGACACUAGCAACACCCCAGCAGGAGACACCAGCACCUCAAUGGCCGCGGAUAUAGCUCUAGUGGCUCUGUCCAGUGAUCAGUCAACCCGUCAGGUGCGGGCCUUGUACGACUUUGAUGCCCAGCCCGGGACUGGUGAACUCAGCAUUAAGGAGGGAGAGAUCCUGACUGUAUCACGGCAGGAUGUUGGUGAAGGAUGGUGGGAAGGAACAAAUAGCCAGGGACAGGCGGGUCUCUUCCCUGCAGCUUAUGUUGAGGUACAUGAUUCAUCAGCCCCUCCCCCAAACAUGCCUCCUCCUCCUCUUCCCACCGAGUAUGCAAACUUAGGCAACGACUGGACAGAUGUCAGAACCAGCGUGGACUGGAGCAGCCAGAACAAUACCUUCACGGGGGGUCAAACACAGAACGCACAGAACGCACAGAGGCAGUCCCUACCACAGCAGCUGAGCUACGAUAAUGAUGAAUGGGAUGACGACUGGGAUGACGAUGACUCUGAGCCAGGUUCCAGCUACCCUAACGGACCGGGUAAUUUUGGUUUGUCAACAGCAAAUCGCUCCCACAAGCCUGUCACCAGCAGUGUCAGCGAUGUCAGCAAUGCAGGUCGGGACGGCCGCGGGACUGUUAGAAAGAGCUUCAACCGCUUCUCAAACUUAGCGAAGAGCGGUGUUGAAGACUUCCUUGUAGGCGCUGGAAAAGCUUCUGUUGAUGAAAAGGACAAGGUGUUUGUUGAUGAUUAUGGGAAUGGUCCGGUAUGGAGACCAAACCAACAUGAAUUCACCUGUGCUAUCUCGUCACCAAAGAAGGAGUCCAAGUUCCAUGGCAUGAAGAGCUUCAUUGCCUACACAUUGAUGCCCUCCUUCUCAUCGACUGCUGUCUCCAGGAGGUAUAAGCACUUUGACUGGAUCCAGGGCCGGCUGAGUGAAAAAUUCCCACUCAUACCUAUACCACCCUUGCCAGAGAAACAAAUAUCAGGUCGAUUUGAAGAGGACUUGAUAGAGUACAGGAUGACAAUGCUUCAGUCAUGGGUAGAUCGUAUUUGUCGUCAUCCUAUCUUGGCUCAGUGUGAAGUGUUUCAUCACUUUGUCACAUGUCCAAAUGAUGAGAAGGUUUGGAAGUCUGGCAAGCGCAAGGCUGAGAGUGACAAACUGGUGGGAGCUAACUUUUACCUUGCCAUUGAGCGGCCCGACACUCCACUUGACCUCAUGCAAACGGAAGCUAAACUGGAAGGUUACAGCCGUUUCUUCUCCAACCUUGAUGAAUCAGUCAAGCUUCUCCAGAACACCUGCAUCGACCAGACCAAGAAGCACCAGACUGCCUUCAAGAGAGAAUACAACAAGAUCUCACAUUCUUUCUCCAAACUGAGUAGAGCCUUUGACACCGACCCAUCAAACUGUGCCCCAGGACUGACUGAUGCUAUCCACCAUGUGAGCGAGGCUUAUGCUGACAUUGGCACAGUGUUUGAGGAGGAGCCCAAGCAUGAUUGGGAUCCACUGUGCCACCUCCUCUUUGAGUAUAAGGGCCUCAUAGAUGGCUUCCCCAGCGUCAUCUCAGCUGCAAAGGGUGCUAUAGCAAAGAGAAGGCAAGUGGAGAAAGAAGCAAGUGAAGGGCGGCUAGAUGACGACCAGGUUCCCCCGAUGGUGCGGAGGUCUGACACCAUUGCCUACGCCCUUCAUGCUGAGGUGGCACAUUUCCAUAAUGAACGGCAAAGGGACUUCAAGAAAGCCAUGACAUCUUUCCUUACUGAACAAAUUAACUUUUAUCAAAAGAUUACUGAUCGACUACGGGACAGUCUUCAGAAGUUUAAUGAUGUAUAGGUAAGUCCAAUUAUUAGCACCGCAUCACUACUUCACACCUAUGGAAUGUGAACCUUGUGAGAAUAGCAACAACCUUCCAUGAGAUGAUUUACGCUGAAUGUAAUUUGCAGGGCCUUUUCAUUGAUGAUGAAUGACAGUGAACAGAUGUAUUUAAUGUAGAUAUUUAAAUUGCAAGUAUAAAAAUUUUAAAUCAGAUGACUGGGACAGAGGACUGAUUACCCAUGUGACUCUUGCUCAGUAUGAUGUAGCAGAAUGAAUGAUGGGUAUCUGAAGAUGCAUUUGCUUUUGUUCAGUGAGGCUCCUGAUGGUAAAUAAGGGUGUAGCAAGGACAUUUUGAAUUAUAACCAUGGCAGACACCAAAAGUUUUACAUUGUACUUAAAUUGAAAUAAUUGGACAGCUUUUUGCGAUGCAGCAGUGAUCUCUAAACCCUACCAUGCCAGACCUCAAGACUAUGCAAGUAGUGUUUUAUACAAUGUGUGACAGAUUACAGUUCAUGGUUUUUGUUUCUGUAUUGUUGAUUGGUUCUGACUUUGAAGUGUAUGUAUUACACUUUUGUUUGCUUACCACUUCUUAGUGACACUGAUAUAUUAGACUGUGGUAUUUGCUCUUCUUUAUGUACAGUGUUAUAUAAAUUCAUGGGAGUGUAACUAGUCAGAGAGAGAGAGAGAGAGAGAGAGAGUCAAUCAGUAAGAUAAAAGCUUUUUGUGUGGGAAGGAACAAAGGUAACAAAAGUUUCAUCAAAGCUCCCCAAAACUGGAUGACCAGGAUUCAUUACAGAGCUAGAUCAUAUGUGGAUUGCCCAUGUGAAAUCCAUACUGGCAGUCAGAAGGAAGAUUAAGAGCAUAUUGACAAUUGAGGAUAGAUUUGAAAGUUUUAGAAAGACUCAAAAUCAGAACCAUAGUUUAGUAAUUUGAAUUAUUAGAGCAGUCACAUUUCUGAGGAACAGGUUGAUUGUAAUCAGACUUCCAGCAAGAAUAUGUAGUUAAACAGAGACAGAAACUCAGCCAGGGUCCUAUAAGGUCAGAAGCAUCGUUGUGAAAAACAUUAGUGAACUUCAUUAGAACCAUAAACCUUCCGAUGACAAAACCCAGAGAGGGUAUAGGAAAUGUCAUUACCGCAAAUUAUUUUAAUAGGUAUUUAGCAUGUAUUGUUGCAUUGUUUUAAGCUGAUAAUAUAAAUUCUGAUGGCAUUUGACAUUAUAUUUUGCUGUUUGAAGAAUGAUAGUAAACUCUUAUGUAGGCAUUUCAUGGACCUUUGAUUUUUAAGUUAUCUAAAUUCUCCCUCAGUUCCUCUAUGGCUUGAUUUACCACAGGUCAUCCUUUGUGAUAAGUUGGCAACUUACCAGUCUCUCUCUCUCUCUCUCUCUCUCUCUCUCUCUCUCUCUCUCUCUCUCUCUCUCUCUCUCUCUCUCUCUCUCUCUCUCUCUCUCUCUCUCUCUCUCUCUCUCUCUCUCUCUCUCUCUCUCUCUCUCUCUCUCUCUCUCUCUCUCUCUCUCUCUCUCUUGUCCUUUUCAUUUUAACACUAUUCAUCUUGUCAUUUUGUUUCUGUCUCCCACUAUGACACAACUAAUGAAACUAGCUUGCUCAAACUUCACACCUACUGGUUUAUUUCACUGUGCUCUUUUUAACUUGCUCCAGUCUCUGUACAUAAUCUUCUAUAGCCAGUAUCACACUAUUCACAAGCUACAUUACUUCUCAUACAACAUACAUUUUCCAUUGCAUGUACAUACAAGUUAAACCCUCAUACUGCAUUUCUUCCUACCUUCAUUUGUGUGUCACAUACAUGGAUCCACAUGCUCACAAGCUCACACAUCUCUUUGUUUUGUAUGUAAUUUUUCUUCUGUCUGUCUGUCUGUGUGUCUCUGUCUGUCUGUCUGUCUGUCUGUCUCUGUCUGUAUUGUUGGUGUCUGAUAGAUAUUACAUUUAAACAUAAACUUGUUAGGUUUUCAUGUUUUUUUUAUUAAUCUCACUGCAAUUUUUGGAAAUGACAUCUUGGUAGCAAUAUUCUGUCCACUUCUUUUAAUAUUUAUAAGUGCAUGUUAUAUCAAGACUUUAUAUAUAUAUAUAUAUAUAUAUAUAUAUAUAUAUAUAUAUAUAUAUAUAUAUAUAUAUAUAUAUAUAUAUAUAUAUAUAUAUAUAUAUAUAUAUAUAUAUAUAUAUAUAUGGUAAACAAGGUCCUGAUAACCAUUCAAAUCAUGAAGCCUGAUUUUGUUGUGCAUAUUAUUAUCCAAAGUCUGUUGCUUGAUAUACAUCAUCUAUUAAAUGCUUAUGAAAAUAUUAAAGGCUUGUGUUGAGGGAUGUCAUUAAGCAGUCAUGGACUCAGGACUUAACAGGGUAAUUGGUGCUCAAUGAGGCUUUGCUUAAGUUGUGGUGUUGUAGGAUAAGCAGCUCCUUUUCCACCUCCCAUGGACACACACACACACACACACACACACACACACACACACACACACACACACACACACACACACACACACACACACACACACACACACACACACACACACACAA
This is a messenger RNA of Scylla paramamosain (green mud crab), 4835 nucleotides long. It is a transcript of the gene SH3PX1, whose product is annotated as sorting nexin lst-4-like. The coding region runs from base 96 to 2324 and encodes 742 amino acids. The record is from RefSeq and is a predicted model, not a curated record. NCBI's taxonomy places the organism in Eukaryota, Metazoa, Arthropoda, Malacostraca, Decapoda, Portunidae. Gene Ontology annotation, molecular function: protein binding; phosphatidylinositol binding. The transcript has 12 exons. Gene Ontology annotation, cellular component: plasma membrane; cytoplasmic vesicle. Gene Ontology annotation, biological process: endocytosis; mitotic cell cycle; plasma membrane tubulation.